Dromiciops gliroides (monito del monte) is the source of this 502-nucleotide messenger RNA. Its product is annotated as C-C motif chemokine 3-like. The record is from RefSeq and is a predicted model, not a curated record. Gene Ontology annotation, cellular component: extracellular region. The coding region runs from base 68 to 340 and encodes 90 amino acids. Lineage: Eukaryota; Metazoa; Chordata; Mammalia; Microbiotheria; Microbiotheriidae. Gene Ontology annotation, biological process: chemokine-mediated signaling pathway; cellular response to interleukin-1; G protein-coupled receptor signaling pathway. Gene Ontology annotation, molecular function: chemokine activity; CCR chemokine receptor binding. The transcript has 3 exons.
CAGCAGAGACAUUCCUGAGAGCUCUGGGUCUCCUCCUAAAAGUCUUGUCUUCCCAUCAUCAGGCACCAUGAUCUCCCUGCCUGUCCUCUCCAUCUUUCUCAUUUCCAUUUCUGGAGUCUUUUCUGAACCUUUAGCAGAGUCCUCCUCAGCAAUAUGCUGUUUCAGUACCAUUCAGAAGCGCAUUCCCCAAAAAUUCGUGGUGGACUAUGUUGAUACCAGCCCGCAGUGCCCAAACCCAGGGGUCAUUUUCAUCACCAGGAGGGACUACAGGAUCUGUGCCAACCCCCAGGACCAGUGGGUGCAGGAAUAUGUGGCUUACCUAUUAAGAGGAAGAGUCUGAGGAAGAUGAAGAUGUUCACAUUUAUCCAUGGGAAGAAUAGAUGUGAUUUCAAAAAUAAAACUAUCUUACACUUAUUGGAACCCUGGUAAUCAAAAUAAACAUUCAUUGGUGUUUCGUCUAUUAUAUACAUCACCUAUUUACAUCAUCUAUAGCUCUCAAUUC